Molecule: messenger RNA, 1317 nt
Organism: Drosophila rhopaloa
Lineage: Eukaryota; Metazoa; Arthropoda; Insecta; Diptera; Drosophilidae
Gene: Nipsnap
Product: protein NipSnap
Exons: 6
Coding region: 214-1035 (273 amino acids)
Cellular component (GO): mitochondrion
Source: RefSeq, a predicted model, not a curated record
CGUAUACUCGAUAUAUCGAUACUAUCGUGAGUGGUUAACUUAUAGGCCGCAUUAUUUUGUUUUCUUUCAACUUUAACAUUUCAUUUCAAUAUUAUUUUGUUUUUCAAUAGUCCGGCAAUAAGAAAUAAAUCACUGAUUUCUUCCAGUUUUUACCUCGAAAUCGCCGCCUGCUUAGCAUAUCACUGAAUUCGGCAGAUCCUACGUACAUCGAAAAUGUUGAAGCUACGUAACCUCUUGGCCGUCGGCAAAAGCAACAACAACGCUGUCCGCGCCCUGUCCACCACUGGGACAUGCAACGAUUCAGAAUCAUGGAUCUCAAAGCUGCUCGUUCGGAAAAUAGAGCCAACCAAGGAGUCGCACAGUCGAAUGCUGAGCGACAAGGAAAUCAUAUAUGCCUUACAUACGCACAACGUCAGGCCCGAUUCGAUGAGCAACUAUUUAAAUAAUUACAAAACUACUGUGGCUUUGAUUAAUGAGAAAAAGGCAAACCUCUCGUGCGACUUGGUGGCAUCAUGGACCGUGCAGGUGGGGGACAUGGACCAAUGCUUACACCUUUGGAAGUACACAGGAGGCUUUGAGAAAAUAGACCAGGCCAAAGAAGACCUUUGGAACGAUCCAGAGUACCUCAGCUUGAUGCAGGAGCGUUCGAAGUUUUUGCGCUCCCGACAUCUGCAAUAUCUCUUGGCUUUCAGCUACUGGCCGCAGAUUGCCAGUCGUACCGGCAAGAACAUUUACGAAAUGCGCUCAUACCGACUGACCCCUGGCACCAUGAUUGAGUGGGGAAACAACUGGGCCCGUGCCAUUAACUAUCGCAAGCACAACAACGAAGCUUUUGCCGGAUUCUUUUCGCAGAUCGGAAGACUGUACAACGUUCAUCACAUUUGGUGUUACAAAUCUCUGCAAGACCGCAAGGAGACUAGGGAAGCAGCUUGGCGAUCCCCCGGCUGGGAUGAGUGUGUGGCCUACACGGUACCAUUAAUCCGCGACAUGCACUGUCGCGUCCUUGCGCCAACCGAGUUCUCGCCCUCACAAUAAUAAGUGGGCAGCUCAUUUUUCGCGAUCUGAAGCUUACCAACGGCUUGAUCGAAUUCGCUGUGAAACACCGAGAACAUAACUUCGCCUCUUUUCCUGUUGAAUAGUUAUUGUAAAUAAUGCCAGCUAUAUAUGCAAUCAUUUAAUUUUUUUUUUAGUAUAAUUAAGGUCAAAGUGGAAAAUUGUUCCCUCAUUUUUACAAGUCUCUAUGUGUGUAUCACCUACGACCUUUGAAUUUAACAAAAUCAAUUUUGUUUUUAAAAAAUAAAGCAAUUAUGAAACUAU